AUCAUCAUCAUCAUCAUCAUCAUCAUCAUCAUCAUCAAUCUCUAAUCAGGAUUCGUUCUCGGCCGAUAUCUCUUUCACGAAAUAACCUCGUGCAUCGCAUCCGUCUCAUCGCCACCAAUAUGUCGUCUACCGACACGUCUUCGCCGAGCGACCCCUUAGCAGCCCCUAGCAGCAGCUCCAAGGACGCCGCCACGAUCCCGAAAGAAAGGCAGGAUGAGGAGACGAAGCAGGAAAGGGACGAGAAUAAACUUCCGCCUCUCAAGGGAGCUGAGUUCCGUGCCUACAAUCGUCUAGCCGAACAUAUGGAUCUAUUCCACGCCCAUUUCCGUACGGCGUGGAAUACGUUAUGGACGGCGGCCUGCGCGGGGAACGGUAGCAAAAACAAAUCGUCGUCGCGAAGUGGACGGUCUAUCAUUAGCGAAGGAUUGGCGUUCGUAGCCCAGCUCGAAGUGCACCACAACAUCGAGGAGACAUACAUAUUCCCUAUACUAGCUCGGCGGAUGCCCGAGUUCCGAAAUGACGGGAAAGGUGGUAAGAAUGCAGCAGAGCUGUUGCGGCAACACCGCGAGAUUCACGACGGCAUGGAGGGUAUGCGCAAGUACCUUAGGAGUUGUCGCGACGGCGAGCAGGAUCUAGACAUGGGAACGCUAAAAGCACAAAUGGAGAAAUGGGGAACCAUACUUUGGACCCAUCUCGAUCAAGAGGUUGCGACGCUGGGUGCUGAGAACAUGAGGAAGUAUUGGACCGCCGAGGAAAUCAGGCGGAUACCCAUGUAGACAAAUAUAUCUAUAAAUAUAUCUGGAUAUUUGGAUAUUUGGAUAUCUGGAUAUCUGGAUAUCUGGAUAUCUGGAUA
Molecule: messenger RNA, 853 nt
Organism: Daldinia decipiens
Lineage: Eukaryota; Fungi; Ascomycota; Sordariomycetes; Xylariales; Hypoxylaceae
Exons: 1
Coding region: 120-776 (218 amino acids)
Source: RefSeq, a predicted model, not a curated record